Messenger RNA from Wickerhamiella sorbophila, 282 nucleotides. RefSeq names its product Small nuclear ribonucleoprotein F. Gene Ontology annotation, biological process: spliceosomal snRNP assembly; mRNA splicing, via spliceosome. The record is from RefSeq and is a predicted model, not a curated record. The transcript has a single exon. The coding region runs from base 1 to 282 and encodes 93 amino acids. Gene Ontology annotation, cellular component: catalytic step 2 spliceosome; U1 snRNP. Lineage: Eukaryota; Fungi; Ascomycota; Dipodascomycetes; Dipodascales; Trichomonascaceae. Gene Ontology annotation, molecular function: RNA binding.
AUGUAUCAACUAAAGCGACUAUGUAGUCCCAUCUCCAACGUUUUUUUGUCAUCCAACAUGGUCGUCAACCCCAAGCCCUUUUUGAAGGACCUUCAGGGCAAACAAGUUCUGGUCAGAUUGAAAUGGGGGCCCACUGAGUACAAAGGCACUCUGCUGAGCACAGACUCGUACAUGAAUCUCCAGCUCGACCAGGCCGAAGAGAUCAUCAACGGCGAGUCCAAGGGCGUGUUGGGCGAGGUCUUGAUCCGAUGCAACAACGUUCUAUGGAUCGCCAGAGCAUGA